AUGUUCGAAAACGUUGUCACCCCUCGACUGCAUGUCAAACAAAGCUGGGUCCAACCCAUCGCGAAUUUGCCUGUUACAAACAACAUUCUCGAUAUUCGGUCCGACAAGGAAGAUGUCCAGCUUAAGGAAUCCCUGGAACGAAGCAUCCGUGCUGCUUGCCAUGAGGAUGGAGAGGCUGUGCUGCCCGAUCUCCUGCUCUGGGACGAGAAGGGACUACGGUACUUUGAAGAGGUCACUUACACUCCGUCAUACUACUUGACCAACGAGGAAAUUGGGCUACUGGAGAGACACAAGUAUCAGAUCGCAGAGCAUAUCCCAUCUGGGAGUAUGCUAGUCGAACUAGGCAGUGGUAACCUUCGCAAGAUCCGAAUCUUACUCGAAGCCCUUGACGAACUAGGUCGCGAGGUGGAUUACUUCGCUCUGGACCUCUCCUACCCCGAACUCCGACGGACACUCAGUCUGGUGCCCCCGGGAGGAUUCCGGCAUGGACGAUGUUUUGGUCUCCUUGGAACCUACGAUGAUGGGCGCGAAUGGCUGAGACGACCUGAAAACAAGUCGCGCCCAAAGAUUGUGCUGUCGCUUGGAUCUACCCUCGGAAGCUUGCCGCGAGCGAAGACACCGGCCUUUCUGUCCAGCUUUUGUUUGGGAUACGCAGAGAACAAGCCAUCCUUCCUGGUCGGAUUAGACGGCUGUAAACAGGAAGCACGAGUCUUGUCUGCGUACAAUGACCCAGGUGGUAUCAAUCGCAGAUUUAUCAAGAAUGGGUUGGUGCGAGCUAAUGAGCUCAUGGGCCACGAUCCCUUCGAUCUCGACCAGUGGGAUGUCAAGGGGUUCUGGGAUGCAGAGAAUGGCAGUCAUAACCAAUAUUACUUCCCUCGCAGCAAUGUAAAUCUUGCCGGGAACAUGAUCCCGUCGGGGAGGAAGUUACUCGCGGUGAAGAGCCAUAAGUACGAUGCGGAGGAUCGAGAUACGUUGUGCCGGAAGGCGGGACUGCAGGUGGAGGAUUGUUGGGCCUCAGACACGGAUUACAGUUUGAUGGCCGCCUGCUGGGCCUCGCAUUACAACAUGUUCACGCGCAUCAUCGAUCAGAAGAGUGGCCGAACAACCACCGGUCAUGCAGAUGGAAUACAUAGUCGCACAUUAGAAAUCUUGAAUAGCUUUGGCCUCGUUGAUCCCAUCAUUCGACAGGGUGUCCCUGACGUGGAAAUGUGCUAUUGGGGUCCGAAUAAGGACAAUGGGGAAAUUGAACGACGAAAACGGCUGAGCUCACAAUCGGACAGUCUUUCCCAGUAUGGCCAGAUGCUGUUCAACCAGGGAGGACUCGAGCAAAUACUACUUCAUUAUCUCUCGAAGAUGGGCCGCAUAGCCGUGGAGUGGAACACUCGGGCAGAAACUUUGACCGUCAGUCCUGGAAACGAAGAAGGCGAUGACGACUUUCCGGUGGCAGUGGGAGUCACAAAAACUGCCAACGGGAAUGAUACGGCCGAACAGACAGAGACAAUACACGCUCGCUAUGUGAUUGCCUGUGAUGGCGCCCAAAGUUGCACCAGGACUCAGCUCGAGGUUCCUAUGGAAAGCCAUUCGGAGCAUUCUACCUGGGGCGUCAUAGACAUUGUGCCCAUCACCGAUUUCCCCGACAUUCGCCAGUCCUGCGCCAUCCAGUGCCCCGGUCACGGCAGCAUCAUGACAGCGCCGCGGGAAAAUCGCCUGGUCCGAUUCUACAUCCAGAUCAAGGGCGAUAAAGAGCUCGAGAGAAUGGCACAGAACCACUCAGAUGAUACGCCCAGAGCCCUCAUUAACGCUGCAGAAAGGUGGAUCAGUCCGUACAAGUUAUCCUACAAGCAUUGCGAUUGGUGGUCGAUAUACCCGGUUGGACAACGACUAGUCAAGGAAUACAGGAUCAAGGACAGAAUUUUCCUUGCGGGUGAUGCCGCUCACACCCACUCUCCCAAAGCGGGUCAAGGCAUGAAUGUGUCGAUGCAAGAUACCUACAAUCUUGUCUGGAAGCUCGGAUCAGUCAUCACUGGAGUGGCAGACCCCAUCAUCCUCGAUACAUACGAGUCCGAACGACGACCAGUCGCUGAAGAACUGAUGAAGAUGGACUCCGUCCUGGUGCAUGCAUAUGAGCAGGAGGCCAAGGACGCGGAGGGAGUCGAUCAGGUUCGAGAUGAGUAUUCUGGCUUUAUGUCUGGCGUGAAAAUCACAUAUGCUCCAAACAUGCUCGUUGCCGGCAACGAGAAGAGCGGAGACAGAGCGCUGGCGAAGAAUAUCGCAGUCGGUAUGCGUAUACCGUCUUUCCCUGUGGUCAACCAAGCCGACGGAUCGACCAUCCCCCUAUUAAAUGUCCUGCCGAGCAACGGCUGCUGGAGGCUGAUUGUGUUCUCUGGCGAACUGCGACGGCCAAGGGUGUGGGAACGGCUCACUUCGUUUGCUGAGAGCUUCAGUCAACGCUCCCACUUGGCACAUCGACACCAGACUCAGAAUUCACGAAGGCGCGGUCCUCCACUUGAAACCCUCCUGGUGCAUGCAAGUCCCCGGACGAGCAUCAACCUCAUGGAUCUCCCAGAUAUCUUUCAUCCAUUCGAUGACGAGUUGGGGUGGGACUACUGGAAGACGUUUGCCGACGAUGAUGCAUCUGAUCCAAACUCGGGCAAAGCGUACGCGGGCUACGGCAUUGACAAGGACCAAGGUUGCCUGGUCCUUUGUCGGCCAGAUCAACAUGUGGCGUGGAUAGGAAAACUAGACGAGAUGGCAGGCUUAGACAACUACUUCUCGGAGUUCUCACGGUAG
Aspergillus lentulus is the source of this 2790-nucleotide messenger RNA. The record is from RefSeq and is a predicted model, not a curated record. Lineage: Eukaryota; Fungi; Ascomycota; Eurotiomycetes; Eurotiales; Aspergillaceae.